This is a messenger RNA of Pediculus humanus corporis (human body louse), 1815 nucleotides long. RefSeq names its product Vesicular acetylcholine transporter, putative. NCBI's taxonomy places the organism in Eukaryota, Metazoa, Arthropoda, Insecta, Psocodea, Pediculidae. Gene Ontology annotation, cellular component: AP-2 adaptor complex; membrane; terminal bouton. The record is from RefSeq and is a predicted model, not a curated record. Gene Ontology annotation, biological process: transmembrane transport; xenobiotic transport; chemical synaptic transmission. Gene Ontology annotation, molecular function: xenobiotic transmembrane transporter activity; acetylcholine transmembrane transporter activity. Bases 1 to 1815 code for a protein of 604 amino acids. The transcript is spliced from 2 exons.
AUGAAAAAAAGGGAAAAAAAAGAAAAAAUGACAUUUAAUAUACCGGUUAUCAACCUUGAGGUUGGCGAACUCAAGGAUAUAAUAUGGGCAAAACUACAGGAGCCACACUAUCAAAGAAGGCUCGUUUUGAUCAUCGUAUCCAUUGCCCUGCUAUUGGAUAACAUGUUGUAUAUGGUCAUCGUACCCAUAAUACCGGAUUAUUUGAGGUACAUAGGAGCAUACGAACAAAUCGAUGUCAUUCUACCGCCGAACGGUACCCAAGGACCCGUCAAACACGAUCAUCACGGUCAGGAUACGUCGACGGGAGUUUUAUUCGCUUCCAAAGCCAUCGUUCAACUAAUGAUAAAUCCAUUUAGCGGAGCAUUAAUCGAUAGAAUCGGAUACGAUAUACCCAUGAUGAUAGGUUUGACGAUAAUGUUUUUAAGCACGGCCGUUUUCGCAUGCGGUAGAAGUUACGGCCUGUUGUUUUUUGCAAGGAGUUUGCAAGGAGUGGGAAGCGCAUUUGCCGACACGAGCGGUUUGGCUAUGAUAGCCGAUAGAUUCACAGAAGAAGCAGAAAGAUCGAAGGCUUUGGGAAUAGCACUUGCUUUCAUAUCGUUCGGUUGUCUGGUGGCACCUCCUUUCGGCGGAGCGUUAUAUCAGUUUGCCGGAAAAGAAGUACCGUUUUUAAUUUUGGCAUUCAUUUCCCUAGCGGAUGGUUUCAUGCUUUUGCUCGUGAUGAAACCGUUGAAAACGAUCAUAAAAGAAGCCAAAGCCGAAUCGCCGGAUACGAUACCAAUAUGGAGACUAUUGAUGGAUCCGUAUAUAGCCGUGUGCGCGGGAGCAUUGAUGAUGUCGAACGUGGCGUUGGCAUUUUUAGAACCGACCAUAUCCCUGUGGAUGGAAGAUAAUUUGACGACGGAUAAUUGGAAAAUUGGAAUGAUUUGGCUUCCGGCAUUUUUCCCACACGUCAUAGGUGUCGUUGUGACGGUUAAAAUGGCAAAAAAAUAUCCUCAAUGGCAAUGGGCGAUGGCUGCUGGCGGUUUAGCCUUCGAAGGAAUGUGUUGCUUCAUAAUACCAUUUUCGGGUUCGUACAAAAUGCUCAUGUUACCAAUAUGCGGAAUUUGUUUCGGGAUAGCACUUAUAGAUACCGCACUUUUGCCUACUCUCGGAUACCUCGUCGACGUUAGAUACGUUUCCGUGUACGGAAGCAUUUACGCAAUCGCUGAUAUAUCAUAUUCCAUAGCCUAUGCCGUGGGGCCCAUAAUAGCCGGAGGCGUUGUCGAAGCCAUCGGGUUCACGGCGUUAAAUUUUCUCAUAGCCUUCUCAAAUUUGCUCUACGCUCCGGUUUUAAUGUAUAUAAAAAACAUCUACGAUUUCAAACCGUUUCAAAACGAAGCCAACAUACUCAUGUCGGAUCCUCCGGCGAAAGAAUAUCAAACGUAUUCCAUGCAAGAUCAAAAACCGCUCGAUCAAAAUUAUAAAAAUCAUUUAGACUAUGGUAGAAUGCAAGACACGGAAGGGAAUUAUGCGGAAACGACACUCGAUGGUGAACAUACCGGGGGAUACGAUGAGGGAUCCUACAAUUCCCAAUAUUCUCAAGGCUACCAACAUCAAACCGGUUAUCAACAACAACAACAACAAAAUUACUCAUCGCAACUUUCGACCCAAGAGGGUCAAAAUCAAUAUCAAUCUUAUCAGCAAUACUACCAACAAGAUUCUCAAGCACCCUCUGCAAGGGGUCCAGUAAAUCCCUUUAGGCAAACCGAAGGGAUAUCAAACGCCGCCGGGAGUAACGAAAAUAAAAAUCCCUUUAGAGGAGGAACGGGAUAUUAA